CAUCACAACAAUGUGCGGCAUCUUCUGUCUGCUGAGUCUGUCGCCCACUCGGUGUGUGUGGGACAAAACGCUUCAUGAACAUUUGAGGAGAAGAGGGCCCGACUUGAGCCAGGAUCUCACAGUCGGAGGCACAGAUCCCUGCUACCAGUGUUUGUUCUCUGCCCACGUUCUCCACUUGAGAGGGCUUCUCACCCCUCAGCCCGUUCGAGACGACACCGGCAAUGUUCUGCUGUGGAAUGGGGAGAUUUUCGGCGGUCUCCCGGUGAUGCCGGAGGAAAAUGACACCGCGGUUCUCUCUGAGCGGCUAUCGUCCUGUGACGGCCCUUUAGAGAUCCUGUCCGUCUUGUCCGCCGUACGGGGACCGUGGGGGUUCGUGUAUUACCAAAAGGCUGGAGACUACCUCUGGUUUGGCAGAGACUUCCUUGGAAGGCGGAGUUUGCUGUGGAAAUUCGACGCCGAGGUCAACACCUUGACUCUGACUUCUGUGGCAGCCCGCCAAUCUGGACGUGGACCUGCUCAAUCUGCCUGGCGGGAAGUCCCAGCAGCUGGUGUGUACAGGAUUGACCUGAAGGCAGUGACACAAGCUGGCUCUGUGACGUUCAAGCUUUAUCCCUGGGCUCGCGGGGGAAGCGGUCUUGUCUCGAGCUGCAGUCCAACUGUAUUGGAGUCCGUGCCCAGCGGCUGCACUGCUGUGAUGAACCAGUCAGGCCUCGCACUCGCCUCGCCCGUGCGCCCUCUCAAUACAUCCACCCCGAAGUCGUUAAAUGAAGAAAUUCAUCCAAACUCACAUUCGCAUGUUGAGCAUCUGGAGCGGCUGCUUGCAAGCCAAGAGAAAAACGACGCAGUGAACCGUCUCAUCGGUGUUCUCAGCGAGGCCGUAAGGCGACGUGUUCAGUCUCUGCCGUUCGAGGCACAAGACAAUUCCCCUUCUUCUAAUGAACUUGCUGGUGUCGCCAUACUCUUUUCGGGAGGGAUCGAUUCUAUGAUCUUGGCUGCCUUAGCUGACCGUCACAUACCCGCCCAUCAACCAAUAGACCUUCUGAACGUAGCGUUUAAACUACAGGUGCCAAAGAAGCAGAAAGAGUCUGCGAAGAAAUCCGGAAAGCACAAAAAUAAGCCUACGGAUUCUCAGGCCGAUGGAGCCGACCCCCAAACAUCCGGCCCCUUUGACGUUCCAGACAGAAUCACUGGGAAAGCUGGCCUCAAGGAAUUGCAAGACUUGAAUCCGGAAAGAAGAUGGAAUUUUGUGGAAAUCAAUGUAACGAAGGAGGAGCUGCAGAAGAUCCGCCAGGAGCGCAUUUGCCACUUGGUGCAUCCGCUGGAUACGGUGCUGGAUGACAGCAUUGGAUGCGCUGUGUGGUUCGCAGCAAGAGGAACCGGGCUCAUCAUGGAGGACGGUGACCAGAGGCCCUUCACCUCAUCAGCAAAGGUCAUUUUGACGGGAAUCGGCGCGGAUGAGCAGCUAGCGGGUUACUCCAGACACAGAGUCCGAUUUACAAUGUCUGGACACGAGGGGCUGAUCCAGGAACUGGAAAUGGAGCUGGACAGGAUCCCUUCCAGGAAUUUGGGCAGAGAUGACCGAGUGAUCGGGGACCAUGGGAAAGAGGCUCGGUUUCCCUACUUGGACGAGGACGUGGUGAGCCACUUGAAUUCUCUGCCCGUGUGGGAGAAGGCCGACCUGUCACUUCCUCGAGGCCUCGGGGAGAAACUCCUCCUGAGACUGACGGCGAAGCAGCUGGGCCUCGGCCAAUCAGCCGUCCUGCCCAAGAGAGCCAUGCAGUUUGGCUCCCGCAUCGCAAAGAUGGAGGCCCACCACGAAAAGGCCUCUGACCAAUGCACAAGACUCCUCACUGAUCUACACCAUGUAAGACCCAACAUCUUGAAGUUUCUCUCUGAAGUAAAGGUCGCAUUCAAUAUAGGACGGCAAGUUUCCAACAUCAAAACGCCCCGAAAUCUGAUGAAUGUAUACUGGCUCUCUGAAAGUGGAAAAAAAAGAAGAAACAAAGUUUAUUGAGAAAUACACUGACAAAUUGAUUUUUAAAGUAUUAGUUUUAGCUGAGUACAUCAUUUUACAUGUAUGGAAAAGCUGAAAAGAAAAAGAGGACCAGCUGGUCGCCACAAAGCAGGAUUACAAAUUGAUUUGGAUUACGUUGCUGAUCCCAGCAGACAUUACCUCGCAAUGAGCCAAGACACAAAGUUCCCUGGGGCAUCUUUCUCCUCAAUAGGAGCCUCCUAUGGACACAGAGUUGAGUAGUCGAAUAAAAAUAAAACAAUUUACUUAAAUCACAUCACACAUUGUACUUUUGAUUAUUAAAUUAUUAAAUGUACCUUCUUUUCCUCCAGAAAGGUGUCCAACAGAGGAAUGCUUUUCUUUGAAAACACAUAGAAACAUGGACACUGAAAAACAAAUGGUAAAGUUAUUAGCUCCAAAGAUAUGCAGUGUAGAUGUAUACUGUACAUGUUGGGUGUCAUAUAAAAAUACCAGUAACCACCAA
Anarrhichthys ocellatus (wolf-eel) is the source of this 2495-nucleotide messenger RNA. It is a transcript of the gene asnsd1, whose product is annotated as asparagine synthetase domain containing 1. The transcript is spliced from 4 exons. Gene Ontology annotation, molecular function: asparagine synthase (glutamine-hydrolyzing) activity. The record is from RefSeq and is a predicted model, not a curated record. The coding region runs from base 11 to 2014 and encodes 667 amino acids. Lineage: Eukaryota; Metazoa; Chordata; Actinopteri; Perciformes; Anarhichadidae.